CACUCUGUUCUCGAACAUGUAUCAGAACAAAUGAAGCACUUUUCUAUAUAUGUAACGCAGAAAACUAUCCUGUGGUUUCAAUCUCCAUUACACUUACUUGAACAUCCAAAUAACAACACAACAGAACCACACAACAGAACCACACAACAGAACCACACAACAGAACCACACAACAGAACCACACAACAGAACCACACAACAGAAUCACUCGACAGCACCACUUGACAACUAGCAUAUCAGGACCAACAACUCCAAACGCCAAGAUGUGUGUAACCACCGAGAGACACUCGACUGUCUGCGGACACAAAGCUACUUAUACCAAAGUCUGCAAGAAGAAAGGUAAAUCGGUUUUCAACAUAUUCCGCUCCAAAUGUGCACCCAGCAAACAGGGAGCCAUGAUAUACGAGCUGUGCCACGACUGCAGGCGGUUCUGGCAAGCAUACGGCGUGGAUGAAAUUGAAGCCACCGAACGGACUAGCAAUUACCGGGUCCAACAUAAGUAUUACGGACCCCUUUCACCGCACUCAUUUAGCAAUACUAGAAAGCCCGUUCUCUUGCGAGAUGGAGAGUUGGAGACGGGGGACCCAGUGGUUCAUCUCGGGAUCCCAACAGCGGGACCUAGUGAAGUCCCUAAGAGGCGGCUGACAGAGAGAUCGGUGAACAGGUACGGUGAUCCCAUGGAGUCGGUGCUGCGAGCAAGGGACUAUCAGGAGGAGCUGCCAAGGUGGAUGGACAGAUGGACAGUCGGAGAGGCAUCAACAUCCAGGCCCAAGAGCGCGGAAUCCACUGUGACACUCUGGCCUACAGCCGAGAACCAAGACCUAACAGAGCCAGAAAAUACGGUCGAGAUGCAUGGCGGAAGAGGGGACAACGCUGGCUCCGGGAGUAUCCACGGCUUCCUCAACGAUGCCUUCGAGUAUGAAGGAUUGGCGACCCGUCUCAAAGCAACGACCGUCAAUCCAGAUGGCUUUGAACUACAACCCCUCGGGAGACCAGCAUCGGUGGCACUCCGCGCAGAUGGCGUUGAGAGACUGCACCCAGCUCGGGCGCUGCCUCCUCGACAAAUCCCGAGAAAUCUGCUCCCCACACCCAACACUCCAGAUCUUGACAAGCCACUACCGCGAGCCCCAAGACAAGGCUCACCCAUGCCGGGACGGAAAUUCGAUAGUCAAAAUCCAGAGAGGGAUCUGCCGGCCAACUUGUACUAUCCAAGAGCCUUUUAA
Amorphotheca resinae ATCC 22711 is the source of this 1223-nucleotide messenger RNA. RefSeq lists its product as hypothetical. The transcript has a single exon. The record is from RefSeq and is a predicted model, not a curated record. Lineage: Eukaryota; Fungi; Ascomycota; Leotiomycetes; Helotiales; Amorphothecaceae. The coding region runs from base 264 to 1223 and encodes 319 amino acids.